Molecule: messenger RNA, 940 nt
Organism: Phanerochaete carnosa HHB-10118-sp
Lineage: Eukaryota; Fungi; Basidiomycota; Agaricomycetes; Polyporales; Phanerochaetaceae
Exons: 7
Coding region: 14-886 (290 amino acids)
Biological process (GO): lipid metabolic process
Source: RefSeq, a predicted model, not a curated record
GCCCUCGCUGCAAAUGGCUGCUUUUCUCGGCCUCCUCGCGUUCGCUGCCUUGUUGCCCACCGCUCGCCAGAGUAUCACGGCGCUCUCGACAACUGCAAUCGAGACCUUCAAGCCGUACACGCAUUACGCGAGUACUGCGUACUGUCAACCCUCCAUGACCUUGAAGUGGACCUGCGGCGCAAAUUGCCAGGCCAAUCCCUCGUUUGUGCCUAUCGCCUCGGGCGGUGAUGGCGACGACAUCCAGUUCUGGUAUGUCGGAUGGGACCCAAGCUUGGAGACGGCCAUCGUGGCACACCAGGGCACUGACACAAGCGAGCUUUUAGCUGAUCUGACGGAUGUUGAUAUCAUCACGGAGAAUCUCGAUUCUACGCUUUUCCCGGGAAUCAGCUCCUCCAUAGAGGUCCAUUCGGGCUUUGCGGACGAACAAGCAAAAACAGCCUCGUCCAUCCUCGCCGCUGUGGAGAUCGCAAUCUCUGAACAUGGGGCGGAAAAGGUCACCAUAGUUGGCCACUCGCUUGGGGCAGCGAUCGCGCUUCUCGAUGCUGUCUAUCUGCCGUUACAUGUCAACAGCGCAUCAUUCCAAACCGUAGUCUACGGUCUUCCUCGGGUUGGCAAUCAAGCAUUCGCGGAUUAUGUAGACGCGCAUGUGACCUCGUUUACGCGCAUCAACAACAAAGAAGAUCCAAUUCCCAUCGUUCCUGGACGCUUCCUCGGCUUCCACCACCCCUCGGGCGAAGUGCACAUUACCGAUGCUAAUGUCUGGGAGGCCUGCCCAGGGCAAGAUAACACAAGCGACCUCUGUAUCGUCGGAGACGUCCCGAAUAUCUUCGAUGGCGACGAAUCGGACCACGACGGCCCUUACGAUGGCGUCGAGAUGGGCUGCUAAGCGCCGCAGUUGUGUGAUUGCAGUCAAGAAUGCUCAAAAUAAAUUUGUCUUGGG